This is a messenger RNA of Toxotes jaculatrix (banded archerfish), 470 nucleotides long. RefSeq names its product RNA polymerase II, I and III subunit K (gene polr2k). Gene Ontology annotation, cellular component: RNA polymerase II, core complex; RNA polymerase III complex; RNA polymerase I complex. Gene Ontology annotation, biological process: DNA-templated transcription. Gene Ontology annotation, molecular function: DNA binding; zinc ion binding; DNA-directed RNA polymerase activity. The transcript has 4 exons. The coding region runs from base 100 to 276 and encodes 58 amino acids. The record is from RefSeq and is a predicted model, not a curated record. Lineage: Eukaryota; Metazoa; Chordata; Actinopteri; Toxotidae.
GGUGGAUUGGACGGUUGUACGCAUGUGCGCAUGGGCAGCAGUGUGUGAGAUGAAAAGAGAGGUAAACAGCUAACGGCUGGAGUCUUAAAACGGAUCAAAAUGGAUACACAGAAAGAUUUGCAACCACCCAAGCAGCAGCCUAUGAUCUACAUAUGUGGAGAAUGUCACACAGAAAAUGAAAUUAAGGCCCGUGAUCCAAUCCGAUGCAGAGAGUGCGGCUACAGGAUCAUGUACAAGAAGAGAACAAAGAGAUUGGUUGUUUUUGAUGCCAGAUGAAGAAGAAGAGAACAGCUGUUCUGAGUGUUGUUGUGUACUAUUUUUGUAGUGUAUGAGCAUGUAAAUAAAUAGACAUUCAGGCCUGAUUCCUGAUUUGUGAAUUAUGGUUAAAACCAUUUUCCAUAUAAACUGUGCUUUUUUUGCCCUAAGUGAUGAAUGAAAGUUUUGGUUUAUUAAAAAAUGACUUACACUGA